AAACGUUCGUAUGUGAAUGUCGUUCACAACUUUCAUUUUGAUAGACCCUCCUCCCCAGCAGCCAAGAAACCUUAAACUUGCAUAAACAACAGUAAACAAACAAGAGUGAAACACAAUCGAGUAAAGCGUAGUAAAGCCAUGGCAUCUGCAAUCCUCAAGCGAACAAGCCCUUCUUGCCUUCUCAAGUCAAUGGCUGAUAGUCUCGGAAUCAUCAGAGGAUCGUGGAGAUCCUACGCUAAGGUUGCAGUCGGGACUGACAUCGUCUCCGCUGCACCCGGCGUUUCCCUCCAAAAAUCCCGGACCUGGGACGAAGGUGUUUCUUCAAAAUUCUCAACAACUCCAUUAAAAGACAUUUUCAAGGGCAAAAAAGUUGUCAUCUUCGGCCUCCCUGGAGCAUACACAGGGGUUUGUUCACAGCAGCAUGUGCCUAGUUACAAAAAUAUAAUUGAUAAGUUCAAGGCUAAAGGGAUUGAUUCUGUCAUUUGUGUGGCUGUUAACGAUCCAUAUACUAUGAAUGCUUGGGCAGAGAAACUUCAAGCUAAAGAUGCUAUUGAAUUUUACGGAGACUUUGAUGGGAGCCUUCACAAGAGCUUGGAAUUAAAUAAAGAUCUCUCUGUUGCUUUGCUAGGGCAUCGCUCUGAAAGAUGGUCUGCUUAUGUGGAAGAUGGAAUGGUGAAGGCUCUAAAUGUAGAGGAAGCUCCAUCCGACUUCAAGGUUUCUGGCGGCGAAGUCAUACUGGGACAGAUCUAAUUUGUCUUUGGUUAUGUUUAUAAUUCACCGGAGCUUUUAUGCCAAGCAUGCCAAUAUAUCAUUUUUGGGUUGAACCUUGGUAAAAUAAUCCAGGUUGUUGCUAUGUAUCAUAUGUUUGAUUCCAGAGUACUCUUGGCUGUUUUGUCUGUGGUGUUGUACUAGAAUUUUUCGUUGGAGGGAAUAAGUUGCGUUUACCCA
Messenger RNA from Populus nigra (black poplar), 948 nucleotides. Its product is annotated as peroxiredoxin-2F, mitochondrial. Gene Ontology annotation, molecular function: thioredoxin peroxidase activity. Gene Ontology annotation, cellular component: mitochondrion; cytoplasm. The record is from RefSeq and is a predicted model, not a curated record. The transcript has 5 exons. Lineage: Eukaryota; Viridiplantae; Streptophyta; Magnoliopsida; Malpighiales; Salicaceae. The coding region runs from base 139 to 750 and encodes 203 amino acids. Gene Ontology annotation, biological process: hydrogen peroxide catabolic process; cellular response to oxidative stress; cell redox homeostasis.